GGCGCUUCCGUGUCCGCGCCGGCUCCCGCGGGGACUCUUCGGCGGCGCGUCGGGAGCGAAGCUCGGUUGUGUCCGCGGGGUCGGCGGAGGCUGCGCCAGGUGGUGCCCGCCGGCCGGCCGCCCGGCCUGUGCUCGGAGUGAACCCGGCCGGCCGCGAUGCGGAGCUGCUCCCAGUGAAAGGAAAGUAGGUCGCGCCCGCUGAAAAUGCCUUUAAGGGACAAAUACUGUCAGACUGACCACCAUCACCACGGAUGCUGUGAACCAGUUUAUAUCCUGGAACCUGGAGAUGCUCCUUUGUUACAGCAGCCACUACAGACAUCCAAAUCUGGUAUUCAGCAGAUAAUUGAAUGCUUUCGAUCAGGGACUAAACAACUUAAGCAUAUUUUAUUAAAAGAUGUGGACACUAUUUUUGAAUGUAAAUUAUGCCGCAGUCUCUUCAGAGGAUUACCAAAUUUAAUUACCCAUAAGAAAUUCUACUGCCCACCCAGUCUUCAGAUGGAUGACAACCUUCCCGAUGUAAAUGAUAAACAAAGUCAAGCCAUUAGUGAUCUCCUUGAAGCCAUAUACCCAAGUGUGAAUAAGCGAGAAUAUAUUAUUAAGUUAGAACCCAUAGAAACUAAUCAAAAUGCAGUGUUUCAGUAUAUUUCACAGACUGAUAAUCCUACUGAAGUCACAGAAUCCAGCAGUACUCCUGAGCAAAUUGAAGUUCAAAUACAGGAAACUAGCACUGAACAGUCAAAAACAGCACCAGCUGCAGAUAUGGUGGUGGAAACUGCAGAGUCCCCUCCUGAUGAGAUUGUUUCAGAUGAAGUUGCACCUCCAUCUGUUGAACAACCUCAGGAAUCGCAAGCUGACUUGGAAACUUCUGACAGUUCUGAUUUUGGUCUCCAGUUGAUCUGCUGUCUUUGUAGAAAAGAAUUCAAUUCCAAACGAGGUGUUCGCCGUCACAUUCGUAAAGUGCACAAAAAAAAGAUGGAAGAACUUAAGAAGUACAUUGAAACUCGAAAGAAGCCAAACCAGUCUACUAAAGGACGCAGUAAGAAUGUUCUAGUUCCUUUAAGUAGGAGCUGUCCAGUAUGUUGUAAAUCAUUUGCUACAAAAGCGAAUGUAAGGAGGCAUUUUGAUGAAGUUCAUAGAGGACUAAGGAGGGAUUCAAUUACUCCUGAUAUAGCAACAAAGCCUGGGCAACCUUUGUUCCUGGAUUCUGUUUCUCCUAAAAAAUCUUUUAAGACUCGAAAACAAAAGUCGUCUUCAAAGGCUGAAUACAAUUUAACUGCAUGCAAAUGCCUCCUUUGCAAGAGGAAAUAUAGUUCACAAAUAAUGCUUAAAAGACAUAUGCAAAUUGUUCACAAGAUAACUCUUGCUGGAACAAACUCUAAAAGAGAAAAAGGCACUAAUAAUACUGCCAACAGUUCAGAAAUAAAAGUUAAAGAUGAACCAGCAGAUUCUGUAGAAUCUUCACCCCCUUCCAUUGCCCAUUCUCCACAGAAUGAAUUAAAGGGAACAAAUCAUUCAAAUGAAAAAAAGAACACACCGGCAGCACAGAAAAAUAAAGUUAAACAAGACUCUGAAAGCCCUAAAUCAACUAGUCUGUCUGCUGCAGGUGGCCAGCAAAAAACCAGGAAACCAAAACUUUCAGCUGGCUUUGACUUUAAGCAACUUUACUGUAAACUUUGUAAACGUCAGUUUACUUCCAAACAGAACUUGACUAAACACAUUGAGUUGCACACAGAUGGAAAUAACAUUUAUGUUAAAUUCUACAAGUGUCCUCUUUGCACUUAUGAAACUCGUCGGAAGCGUGAUGUGAUACGACAUAUAACUGUGGUUCAUAAAAAGUCAUCGCGCUAUCUUGGGAAAAUAACAGCCAGCUUAGAGAUUAGGGCUAUUAAAAAGCCCAUUGAUUUUGUUCUAAAUAAAGUGGCAAAAAGAGGCCCUCCAAGGGAUGAAGCAAAGCAUAGUGAUUCGAAACAUGAUGGCACUUCUAACUCUCCUACUAAAAAGUAUGAAGUAGCCGAUGUUGGUAUUGAAGUAAAAGUCACAAAAAACUUUUCUCUUCACAGAUGCAAUAAAUGUGGGAAGGCAUUUGCCAAAAAGACUUAUCUUGAACAUCAUAAGAAAACUCAUAAAGCAAAUGCUUCCAAUUCACCUGAAGGAAACAAAACCAAAGGCCGAAGUACAAGAUCUAAGGCUCUUGUCUGGUGAGGAACAGUUACAGAGUUUUGCUUUUUUUGCCCCACCGAACUAAAAAAGUUCAUUUGACCUUAAUUUAUAACUGGUUCCAUUUUAAUACAUUUGCUUCCAUGUAUCUUUUGGCAGUGGGAACUGUAAGAGUAAUGUGCACAUUGCAUUUACUUCUUCAGUGACCUUUAUUCCAGUGGCUUGGGAACAAAAGUUAACAUUAGAACUUACCUUUCACAGGACAAUGCAAUAUAGUUGUAGUGUAGAUGGCACAGGGUCAGUGUUUCCCUUCUAAUGCUGUAAAAUACAACAUUGACACCAGCUUAUGUUUAUAAUAGAAGCCUUCUGUUUAACUUUGCACAAGUUUAAUCUGAUUCAGUGACUUAGUCUACUAAUUACAAUGUAGGAUAUAUUAGGAUAAAUUUGCGAAGGUGAUAAUUAUAGGAAAAGUCUUUUGAGGCACUGUAAUUAAUGUAAAAUUUAAUCUGUGAUGUUAACUAAAAUGCUGCACUCAGAAAAAGUAAAAAGAAACAGAUUGAAUUUAGAAUGAUUAGCAUUUAUUUCUUAACCUUUAUAGCAUAGUCCUUCCAGGCAAAAGGGAAACAGAAGUUGGGAUUUUUUUUGUCAUUGGGAUUGUUAGAUAUUAAUUUUCAUUUUCACCUAUGGGAAAAUGAUGAGUUAGGUCCCAAGUUUUCUUGGUUUUCCCAUUUUUUGUUUAGGUAAAUGUUGGUGAUCAUCAUUUCAGUAUAUUUAAUAUUAUUACUUUUUCUUGUAAUAUUAUUAAGUAGGGUUUUUUAAAUUCUUUUUUUAAUGUGUGUAGUAGUAUGUUGUGAGAAAAGUAAAUUUCCUAUUGAGGAGAAAGAAAAAUACUUUUUUAAAGAGGAGUUUGGAACAAAUUUAGAUGUUAAAAAAUGCAAUAAAAAUGAGCAGACUUCCUACACUUAUUUUUGCAAUCCUCUCUAGAUAUUUAAAAAACAUCUUAAACACCAGUGUCCCCUGUAGGAAGGUAUUUAAUGAGUAUCAGUUUUUGAUUCAGGUUCUAAAGCAGUAUAUUUAGAGGGCUGAGUAGGUUAAAUGUUGUGGCUUAGUUACCACACAUUAAAAAAUAUAUAUAUAUUUGAAAGUUUAGAUGAAACCAUCCUUUAGAAGUCAUUUACUGUUGUAUAAUUUAAGAAACAAGGUCAUAUUAGUAAACUCAAAAAUGUUCAUUUAUCCCCAUUUCUCCUCAGAUAACUUCAAGUGAUGUACAAAAGGUUUGGAGUUCAUUUUUGUGGAAAGACUUUAAAUUGGUGUUAGAACCACUAAACAUCUUCAAAUGGUACUAUGAGGGAAAAAAAUAGAAAAAUAUUUUCAAUAUUUGACUGUAAUUGCUGUUUUCUGACUAGAAUAAUACCAUUUAACCACUUAUUUUAAGGCACUGCCUUUGCCAGCACUUUCAAGUAGCUGUGACAUUAUAUAUUGCUGUCAGUCUGUCAGCUAACUUCCCUUGACCUUGUGUAUUUGGCCUAUAGUCUCUACAAAAAAUGUUGCAAAUUAUAUUUUCUGAACAGUUUGUUGAUGAGACUAAUCAACAACCUGAAGAAGACAUCACCACUGAUGAUUGUUAAUUGAUAAAGACUUUAAAUCUUAGUGAUUUUAACUUUGUUCCACUUUAUUUAGCAAUAUUUUUAAAUGGAUAUACCUGGAUUAUACAGAUAAAUGAUUUCUAGUGAGUGCAAAGUAGGACCAAAUGAUAAUUAGUAGCAACAUGUUAUAAAAGUUGGGCUACUAAAUAUUUGAAAUUAUUUUUGCAUCUGUUUGUUUUUAACAGCUUUACUUUCGACAACUUAAAUGUUUCAAAGUUUCAUUCUAAAAGGUAUAUUACAGGAAAGCUCUGGCUAAUUUUCACCCAGGGAUCAUUACAUUUUUUUCAUUUGCAAACAUCUGAAGUUUUAAUACAAAUUAAACGUGCCCAUAUUUUCCUCAAAUUUUAUACAAAGCACUUUAAUGAUAGAUGCAACUUAAUUUUUUAGUUUCUAUCUCUAAAACUCACCUCUACUAUUACUGAUAUGAAGGUAGUAAAUAGUUUAGUGAUAUUUUAUGGAUGUAGACAAUCCAUGCAAACCACUUCUUAUACUAGUUUAUGUGAAUAUCAUUUAAAAAGAAAUAUUGAGAUGUAAUCCCUGAUGUUUUUCUCCCAAGAAAAAUUUUAAAUGACCAUUUUAGAUAUUUGAUCCCUACUUUAAACUUGAGAAUAAUGAAUUCUUGUCCACUUUUAUAAUCAAGAUUUUAGGAAAAACAGAAAUAUACCUAUCUUUAUGUAAUUUGGGGCUGAUUUUUGUGUAUCAAUUUUUGUACUUUUUAGGGGAUUUUUUUAGUAACUUGUGUUAAAAUAUAAUUUUAAAAAGCACAUCAGAGAAUAUAUAUAUGUAUAUAUAUAUAUAUAUAUAUAUAUUCAUACCUGUACUUAGAAGGGACCCUGUUCAUCAAUAUACUUUUGUAUAAAUUUUUAAAAUGUUGAAGAUCCACAAGGUCAUAAUAAAAUGCUUCUAUAACUAGAAAACCACUUACCCUUCCCAGUGCACUGCACUAAAAUAUACUGUGAAAGGAAAUUAGAAAGUCUGUAACUGUUGCUGGAAAUGUUCUAUAUUGAAUGUACAUGCUCUUGUUGGAAAAAUGUACUAUAUGUGAUGAAAAUAAACCAGACUCAAAGUUAUUUCAGCUAAAUGUGCUUCAACGAAGGUGCAUUGGUUGAAAAUGUUUUAUUAUCGAACCUAAACGUACUCAGUGACUAUGAGCAACUACACUUGAAUUAUAUCCUGAUAGUUUAUUUUUAAGAAUUAAAGUGAUAAUUUCUCUUUAAUUUAAAAAAUUACUUUUCUACAUAUGGAAAACUUGUACUUAUAGUUCUAAUUUUAAUAAUAGCAUAAUAUAUUUAGGGAACAAUGUGUAGGUAAUAUUUUAUUUAUAAGCAAUCUAUUAGUUGCUCCUUAUUAAACCUGUAUGUUUGACUCUC
Erinaceus europaeus (western European hedgehog) is the source of this 5173-nucleotide messenger RNA. RefSeq names its product zinc finger protein 800 (gene ZNF800). The coding region runs from base 205 to 2202 and encodes 665 amino acids. NCBI's taxonomy places the organism in Eukaryota, Metazoa, Chordata, Mammalia, Eulipotyphla, Erinaceidae. The transcript has 5 exons. The record is from RefSeq and is a predicted model, not a curated record.